AUGCCUGACCCGUCGUCUAUCGACGUCGUGGUUGUUGGGAAUGGCCCCUCUGCGCUGAUUCUCUCCUAUAUACUCCACGGGAACAUUCCCUUCUACGACCCGCAGACCCCUCAUCCAGACCCCAUUCUCCAUGAGAAGCUGGUGAAUGCUCCGGAUCUCUUGGACUUGGACAUCCCUGCCUUGACGAAUCAUUUUGAGGCUUCUCGAUUCUCAUAUUCGACACAAGCUCUGCCCGUAAAUGCCCUUCUGGACGCCAUUGUGCGUCCAAACGCAGAUAUAGAUGAUACGGGCCAGUAUUCUUGCAUUCAGUGGCGCCGUCUCCCAGAAAAAGCAGUGCCUCACCUUGUGCUUGGUAAUGCAUUAGAACCCGGGGGGCAAUGGACAGAAUGCCCUAAAGGCACAACCUGGGAUAUCCAGUCACUCAGCUAUGCCGGCAUGUUGUCUCUCCCUGGCUAUAGUUUCCAGACCCAUCAUAGAAAGCUCUAUGGGUCAACCCCCCUUGCGUUCACGCGGCCAUCCAGGUGCGAGAUAGCUGGGUAUUUUGCAGCGUAUCCGCCAGCUGUCGGAAUAUCGGAGGCUAUUAAGUCUUCAGAAACUGUUGCAAAUAUAUCUCGCACUGAUGAAGGCUUUUACAUUGCAUCGCACAACCUAAUAUGCAAAUCUCUCGUUUUGGCCUCUGGUAUAUUUGCUGAAGUGAAGCCAGCCCGGCCACUUUUGCAACCACUAUUGAACAAGAUCAUCGCCCCCUUGGAGAUGAAAGAUGACGAUAGGCCUCUGCUAAUUGUCGGCUCCGGGUUUUCUGCCGCGGAUAUCAUUAUAUCAGCCCCCGCGCAUCGGAGAAUGAUUCAUAUUUUCAAAUGGGCACCGGACGAAAGGCCUUCACCUCUAAAAAGCUGUCAUCAACAGGCAUAUCCAGAAUAUGCGGGCAUAUACCGAUUAAUGAAGCGGUGUGCUUCUCUUCCUCCAGGCGGCUCAACAGACCCCAAACUACCCUUUCGCCCCUCGACUCUAAGCCCUUUCUUGAAGAGUAGGGACUGGGGGGAUGUCUACGAAGGUUUACCCAAUACAUUAAUCACCGAUGUAGUAAUAGAUGACCAUGGUGCACUUGUUACGCUAAAACGCGAUGAUGGUACCAUCCUUCGGCGCCAUGUUUCUGACCUUGCAUACGCCGUCGGCCGACAAGGCUCACUGGACUAUAUGGACCAACCUUUAAGGGCAGAAAUUCUUCCCAGCAAUACCAACGCGGCUGAUACUGGUUUGAUAUCUGCUUCAACCCUACGCGAAGCAGCUCUUUGUGACUUAGAACUUGCUCCGCGGGUUUAUAUAAUCGGCAGCUUGACCGGAGAUUCGCUUAUACGUUUUUCGUACGGAGGAUGCGUUUAUGUAGCGGGAAAAAUUAUUCGGGAUACUUUUAAUGAGAAGGAGACUGUUGAAUAUCAAGCCGGUUGGCACCAUCGCAAGCGCGCCGUCACAACGAAUGGGUUUCAAAGGGAGUGCAGAAUAAGCGAGCCAGGACAGAAUCACAACCGGGCCCAAGAGGCGAAGGGGAAUGCUUCGCAAUCGGGAUUCAUAUGGGCGAAGGGAAGGCUUUUGUGGGAUAUGCUUUUCUGGUGGUCGAGGUAG
Molecule: messenger RNA, 1623 nt
Organism: Ophidiomyces ophidiicola
Lineage: Eukaryota; Fungi; Ascomycota; Eurotiomycetes; Onygenales; Onygenaceae
Exons: 2
Coding region: 1-1623 (540 amino acids)
Source: RefSeq, a predicted model, not a curated record